AUGCAAUCGAGAUUUGAUACUUUUCAAUAUGAAGAUGAUUUACCAACAUUACCUGUACCUUCAUUAGUUUCAACAGUUCAACAAUUACUUGCAUCUUUAAAACCAUUAACAACACUGGAAGAAUAUGAACAAUUACUUGAUGAAGCUAAUUCAUUUUUACAAAAUGAAACUAUUCAAUUAAUUCAAAAACAUUUAGAACAUAUUUCAAAAAAGAAUAAAAAUAAUAAUUAUUUAAAUAUUGUUAAUAAUAAUAUGACUCCUGCUAUUUAUGGUGAAUUAAAAGCUGAUAUUUUACCAAAAAAUCCUUAUCUUAUAUUAGAAGAAGAUCCUUAUUCAAAAACUAUAAAUCCACCAAAUCAAUCUGAAAGAUCAGCUAAUUUAGUAAAUUCAACUUUAAAAUUUAUUGUUACUUUAAGAAAUAAAACUUUAAAACCAGAUUUAACUCCUAAAAAUCAAGUUCCAUUAACAAUGACUUGUUAUAAUAAUUUAUUUGGUACUACAAGAGCUCCAGAUGUUGAAGGUGGUACUUUUGAUAUAAGUAUGAAAAAAUAUAAAAAUAUAAAUGAUUCAAGACAUAUUAUUAUAAUUGCUAAUAAUCAAUUUUAUUCUUUAGAAGUAUUAAGUGAAGAUAAAGGUGAUUCUAAUUCAAAACAUGAAAUUUUAUUUCAUGAUCAUGAAUUAGCUGCAAUUUUUCAAAAAAUUAUUGAUGAUUCAGAUGUUGUUGAUCCUGUUGAAUCUAUAAAUAAUUGUAUUGGUUCAAUUACAACUCAAUCUUUAAAACAUUGGAAAUUAGGUAGAGAAGAAUUAGAAAAAUCAAAUCCUCAUCAAUUAAAAUUAAUUGAUGAUGCAUUAUUUGUUUUAAUUUUAGAUUCAAAUUCACCAAAAACUGAUCAAGAAAAAACAAGUAUUGUAUCUCAUGGUACUUCUGUUUUAUCAAAACAUAAUGUUCAAAUUGGUACAUGUACAUCAAGAUGGUAUGAUAAAUUACAAUUAAUAGUUACUAGAAAUUCUGUUGCAGGUGUUGUAUGGGAAUCUAUAACAAUGGAUAGUACAGCUAUAUUAAGAUUUAUUAGUGAUAUUUAUACUGAUUCUGUUUUAAAAUUAGCUAAAAAUAUUAAUGGAUCUGAAUAUACUUUAUUUGAUGAUAAUGUAACUUAUUCAACAUCAAAUGAAAAUAAACCUGAACCUUAUUUAAUUCCUUUCAAUAUGACAAAUGAAUUACAACAUAUUAUUCAUUUAGCAGAAACUAAAUUAGCUGAUUUAUUAAAUCAACAUGAAUAUAAAACUCAUACAAUUAAAUUAGAUUCAAGAUUAGCAGGUAAAUUUGGUUUAUCAAUAGAUUCAAUUUUACAAAUUUGUUUUCAAGUUGCUAAUUAUUCAUUAUAUGGUAGAAUGGUAAAUACAUUAGAACCUAUAAUGACUAGAAAAUUUAAAGAAGCAAGAACUGAAUUAAUACCUGUUCAAAAUGAUUCUAUUGCUCAAUUAUGUAAAUUAUAUAUAACAAAUGCUUCAAGACAAGAAAAAUUUGAAGCAUUUAAUGAAUGUUGUAAAAUUCAUUCAAAACAAUAUCAUGAUGCAAUGAUUGGGAAAGGAUUUGAAAGACAUUUUAUGUCAAUUGUUCAAGUUGUUAAUAGACCAGUCACAGCUAAAAGAUUAAAUGAAAUGAAUCCAGAUCUACCUCCAAUUCCAGAUUUUGGGGAGUCUCUAGAAUUGGAAAUUCCUUUGCUAUUUAAUUCUAAUGUUGAUAAUUUACUGAAUCCAGAAUUACUUAUUUCAAAUUGUGGUAAUCCAGCUCUUAGAUUAUUUGGAAUUCCACCAGCUGUUGAUCAAGGAUUUGGUAUUGGUUAUAUAAUACAUCAUGAUAAAAUCAUUAUAACAGUUUGUUCAAAACAUAGACAAACUGAUAGAUUUAUUGAUACUUUCCAUCGAAUAGCAGCAGAUUUAAAAACAAGUUUAAAAAUGAAUUCAAAUUUCUUAUUAAGUAUAAGUGAAUCAGAAUCAAGAAAAAUUGAAAUUCAAAAAUUAAGAAUUGAAAAUGAAUUAAGUAGUUUAAGUUUAGAUUCUCCAAUUUUAAAACAUCCAAUACCAUUAACAACAGAUAAAGAUGAUCCAAUAGAAACAAAUGGUUUCAAUGGUUAUCAUAAUGGACGUAAAACUUCAUCAUCAAGUGAAAAUGAUGAUGAUUCAUCGGAUUUUGAAUUAUUAGGUGGUUAUGGAUAUUUUGAUUAUGGUGAUUUAGAUACAAGAUCAGAUAAAUUAGCAAGAAAUCAUUCUAAUUUUAGUAGUCAACCUCAAUCAGCAUUAUCAAGUGCUUAUAGUUCAAGACAUCAUUCUUCAACAAAUUUAAAUAAAUUACCUCCCAUGAGUACUGCUUAUGAUUUAAAACAAAAAUUAAGUAUUUCUGAAAGUAUAAGGGAUAAAUUGUCGAAAAGUGAAGAUACAAUUUCACCAAUUGACUCAACACCGGAACCGACUGAUGAGAAGAAGACAAAUCCGAAGAAUUCAAUAGGUAAACCAUUAGAUUUAUCCCAUUAUGGAUAA
This is a messenger RNA of Lodderomyces pseudojiufengensis, 2541 nucleotides long. RefSeq names its product carnitine O-acetyltransferase (gene CTN3). Gene Ontology annotation, biological process: carnitine metabolic process. The transcript has a single exon. Gene Ontology annotation, molecular function: carnitine O-acetyltransferase activity. The record is from RefSeq and is a predicted model, not a curated record. Lineage: Eukaryota; Fungi; Ascomycota; Pichiomycetes; Serinales; Debaryomycetaceae. Gene Ontology annotation, cellular component: cytosol. Bases 1 to 2541 code for a protein of 846 amino acids.